Molecule: messenger RNA, 1425 nt
Organism: Asparagus officinalis (garden asparagus)
Lineage: Eukaryota; Viridiplantae; Streptophyta; Magnoliopsida; Asparagales; Asparagaceae
Exons: 2
Coding region: 154-1425 (423 amino acids)
Molecular function (GO): glycosyltransferase activity
Source: RefSeq, a predicted model, not a curated record
UAUCUCUGCAGCUCCCAGGCUGCCACUGUAUACCGAAACACGCUUCCUUCCCCUCCAAACCCCGAAACGACUACAAAUAAAUACCUGCACUUCUCUCAUCCCAUUCCCCACUCAAAAACUCUCCUCUUCUUCUUCCUCCUCCAAUCAAUCCCAAUGGUUCAUCGCCGCUCAGACUCCUCUGAGUCCAACCACCUCCUCCCCCUCGUCCACUCCGAUCCCAAAAAGCCCAAAUCGGCCCAUCAUCUCCUCCUCCUCCUCCUCUUCCUCUUCUCCGUUCUCUCUUUCACCUUCCUACGCGUUCCAACCGGCAACAUCAGCGACGAUGCCCUCGGCGCAGAUUCAUCCCCCGCCCCCUGCUCUACAGUCGCCAACAGCACCAUCUGCUGCGACCGCACCGCGAAGCGCACCGACGUGUGCUACAUGCGCGGCGACGUGCGCACGGAGGCGAGCUCUUCCUCCGUCUUUCUUUUCAACUCCAACACCACACGGCAGGAGAGGAUAAGACCCUACACUCGCAAAUGGGAGGCCGACACCAUGAGCAGGAUCGACGAGCUCCGCCUUCGCCCGACCAACGAAACCGGCUCGGCUUGCGACGUGGUCCACGACGUCCCGGCGGUGUUCUUCUCGACCGGUGGGUACACCGGGAAUGUCUACCACGAGUUCAACGAUGGGAUAAUCCCUCUCUAUGUAACUUCGCAGAAGUUCAAUAGGAAAGUCGUGUUCGUGAUAUUGGAGUAUCACGACUGGUGGGUAAGCAAGUACGCGAACAUCCUCUCCAGGCUCUCCGAUUUCGACCCCAUCGACUUCGGCAGCGAUAAGAGGGUACACUGCUUCCCUGAGGCCAUAGUAGGCCUCAAGAUUCACGACGAGCUCGCCAUCGAUUCGACCAAGAUGGAGAACAAUAAGACUAUUCGAGACUUUCGAAACCUGCUCGAUGAGUCUUACAAGCCAAGAAUCGAGCACAUCAAACAAGAAGAAGGAGGUGCAGAUAACAAGCAGCAACGGAUACGGACACCCGAUUCACGGCCCAGACUCGUGGUCGUGUCACGAAACGGGUCGAGAGGGAUCGAGAACGAGCCCGAAUUGGUGAACCUGGCGGCCAAAAUCGGGUUCAGGGUCGAAGUCCUCCGCCCUGACAGAACGACUGAGCUCGCCAAGAUAUACCGAUCGCUGAACUCCUCUGACGUGAUGAUUGGAGUUCACGGGGCCGCGAUGACGCACCUCUUGUUCAUGAGACCCGCGGGUGAAGCUCGCAGAAUUGAUCGAAAAGAUUUUUUCCCAUUCCAUGCAAGUAGUAUUGUACUCCAGUACCAGUACGUGGCCAAAAAUUAUGCCAAGCAUUCUGCUUUAAUAUCUACAUUUGGACUUGUAGAGAAUCACAAUAAAUUGUUGAUGAGAAAUCACAAUGUUAGACUAGUUGGCUAA